GUAUUGCUUGCGCAAACUGGAAAAUAUAAGGUAUCAGGAAGUAGACAAAUUAGUGUUUUGUAAAACCUAAAUACGCAGUUUUGUACGACAAACUUUGAUAAAUAAAGAAUGGGAGACGAAAGUUUUCCAUUGUUUGUGGUACUUCCUAUUGUGCUCAUAAUAAAAAUAGGUUUCUGGGUAGCUGUUUGUUAUAGAUGUUCAAACAGGCCUGCACGAACCACAGUUAUUCAACGCACAGUGAUUCAAGGGCCUGUUGAAAAUGGUAUAACUGGUAUAGAAAAUCCUGGAUAUUUACAGCAGCCUCCAGCUUAUACCGAUGCAACUGGAUCAAACCCAAGACAAGCAUCGGUACCUCCAUCAUACGAGCAAAUGACCAAAGGACUGUACUUUGCAGAAGAUUAUGGUCAGGGUGCAUCGCGUUAUUAGUGUAUUUAAGUUUGAUGAAUACGAAUGUUAUUGCUUGUGAAUACUUACCAUUAACCUUUAUUUGAAUGAUUUUGCUUUAAGCUUUUAUUUAUGACAAUAAAGGACAAAUAAUA
This is a messenger RNA of Mytilus trossulus (common blue mussel), 539 nucleotides long. RefSeq lists its product as uncharacterized. The record is from RefSeq and is a predicted model, not a curated record. The transcript has 4 exons. Lineage: Eukaryota; Metazoa; Mollusca; Bivalvia; Mytilida; Mytilidae. Bases 109 to 426 code for a protein of 105 amino acids.